Molecule: messenger RNA, 1803 nt
Organism: Manduca sexta (tobacco hornworm)
Lineage: Eukaryota; Metazoa; Arthropoda; Insecta; Lepidoptera; Sphingidae
Product: coatomer subunit beta'-like
Biological process (GO): retrograde vesicle-mediated transport, Golgi to endoplasmic reticulum; intracellular protein transport; intra-Golgi vesicle-mediated transport
Cellular component (GO): COPI vesicle coat
Molecular function (GO): structural molecule activity; protein binding
Source: RefSeq, a predicted model, not a curated record
AGCUGGUUAUUGGUUAUGACUGGUCUAAAAUUAUGUUGGCCGACAGACGACCUGCUGAUCAAGCUGUGGAACUGGGACCGCAACUGGGCGUGUCAGCAAGUGUUCGAGGGGCACACGCACUACGUGAUGCAGAUCGUCAUCAACCCGAAAGACAACAACACCUUCGCCAGCGCCAGUUUAGAUACCACUGUCAAGGUGUGGCAGCUCGGCUCCUCGAUAUCGAACUUCACACUGGAAGGUCACGACAAGGGCGUGAACUGCGUCGACUACUAUCACGGCGGAGACAAGCCGUACCUCAUCAGUGGCGCGGACGACCGCCUCGUCAAGAUAUGGGACUACCAGAACAAGACCUGCGUGCAGACCCUUGAAGGUCAUAAUCAAAACGUGUCGGCGGUGUCGUUCCACCCCGAGCUCCCGAUCCUGCUGACCGGCUCCGAGGACGGCACCAUCAGGAUAUGGCACGCUGGCACUUAUCGGCUGGAGUUCUCGCUCAACUAUGGCUUCGAACGCGUUUGGACGAUAUCUUCGAUGCACGGCUCCAACAACGUGGCCAUUGGUUACGACGAGGGAACUAUAAUGAUAAAAGUGGGCCGCGAGGAGCCCGCGAUAUCAAUGGACGUCAACGGCGGCAAGAUCAUCUGGGCACGCCACUCGGAGAUGCAGCAGGUCAACCUCAAGGCGCUUCCAGAAGGUACAGAAAUUAAGGACGGAGAGCGCGUCCCAGUAGUGGCUAAGGACAUGGGCUCCUGCGAGAUCUACCCUCAGACGAUCGCUCACAACCCCAACGGCCGGUUCGUGGUGGUAUGCGGCGACGGCGAGUAUAUCAUAUACACUGCCAUGGCGCUCAGGAACAAGGCGUUCGGCACUGCGCAGGAGUUCGUCUGGGCGUUUGACAGCUCCGAGUACGCGACCCUCGAGAAUUCCAGUACGAUAAAGGUGUUCAAGAAUUUCAAAGAGAGGAAGAGUUUUAAGCCUGAAUAUGGUGCUGAAGGUAUCUUCGGCGGAGUGAUGCUGGGCGUCAAAUCCAUUAGCGGCAUGGCUUUCUCCUUCUACGAUUGGGAACAGCUAGAGCUUAUCAGAAGGAUCGAGAUCCAGCCGCGUCACGUGUUCUGGUCGGAGAGUGGCAACCUGGUGUGCCUCGCCACCGACGACACGUACUUUGUGCUGCGGUACAACGCGGCCGUGGCGACGCGCGCGCGCGAGUCCAACAAUCGGCAUCACAGGGAGGACGGCAUCGAGGACGCUUUCGAGGUUGUGGGCGAGGUGAACGAGACAGUGAAGACUGGGCUAUGGGUGGGCGACUGCUUUAUCUACACCAACUCGCUGAACAGGAUCAACUACUACGUGGGCGGCGAGAUCGUCACCAUCUCGCAUCUCGACCACACCAUGUACAUACUCGGAUACGUGGCCAAAGAGAACAGACUGUACUUAAAUGACAAGGAGUUGAAUGUGGUCUCUUACUCUGUGUUGCUGUCGGUACUUGAGUAUCAGACGGCUGUGAUGCGUGGCGACUUCGAGACUGCGGAUCGUGUGUUGCCGACCGUACCGCACGACCACAGAACCAGGGUUGCGCACUUCCUAGAAAAACAGGGCUUCAAGCAACAAGCCCUAGCCGUGUCGACGGAGCCGGAGCAUCAGUUCGAGCUGGCGCUGUCGCUGGGCGAGCUGCGGCGCGCGCCGCCGCCGACACCGCUCUCACCAAGAUAUGCUAUCAGAACGCGCGCGAUUACAGUGCACUGUUGCUGUUCGCUGUCAGUACUGGUGAGUGCACGCUCGUUUGCCAAUUGAAAAUGAAAAUGAAAA